Chaetomium strumarium is the source of this 1044-nucleotide messenger RNA. RefSeq lists its product as uncharacterized. Bases 106 to 807 code for a protein of 233 amino acids. The transcript has 3 exons. NCBI's taxonomy places the organism in Eukaryota, Fungi, Ascomycota, Sordariomycetes, Sordariales, Chaetomiaceae. The record is from RefSeq and is a predicted model, not a curated record.
UUAAAGCAACGUCUCACCACCACAUCUGUCCUCCAAACUCUACAAAGUUGGAUCAUUUUGAUUUCAAAUGUUUGAGCAACGGCGUAUCAAAAUACAAAAUCCAUCAUGGAGUCAGCCACACAUGCAAAGGACCGCGACGCCGAGGCCAAAGUGACCGGCGAGCCGCGCAGCACCAAGAGCACGAUCCUUGAGACCGGGGCCUCCGUGGCACAGGACUUCUCCCCGCUACAAAACGUCUGCGCCCACCUCAACGCCUUCCACGUGUACGCAUCCGACCCGACGCGCGUGGUCGAGGCGAACCACUACUGCGGCCACCUGACCGAGGACGUGCGGCAGUGCCUGCUCUACGACAGCCCCGGGCCCGGCGCGCGGCUGAUCGGCGUCGAGUACAUGAUCAAGCCGCACCUGUACGAGCAGCUGCCGGCCGAAGAGCGGCGGCUCUGGCACAGCCACGUGUUCGAGGUCAAGUCGGGCAUGCUGGUCAUGCCCAAGUCGAGCCCGCUGGUGCCGCAGGCCGCAUGGGAGAAGGCCGAGACGGCCGAGAUGGAGGAGGUCAUUCCGUUGUAUGGCAAGGUGUAUCAUCUGUGGCAGGUCGAUCGUGGCGAUAAGCUGCCGCUGGGCGAGCCGCAGCUCAUGACGAGCAUCACCAAGGCCGAGCAGAUUCCUGGGUUGGAGAGGUUGAUGGAGGAGAGGGAUAAGAAGUUUGCCGGGUGCGAUUGGAGGCGGAAGAAGCAGAUCAGGGAGGGGUUGGCGGAGCCGGAGGUCCAUCCUGAUUCGGACUAUACCUGGAAGAAGAGGGGGAAGUGAUUAUGGAGGCUUUGUGUAUGGAACACUGGCAUGCACGGCUGUGGACGAUGAGUAGGUAAUUUGAUGACCGGACCAUGAUUGUGCAUAGUCAGCGAAUUGCAUUGACUGCUGGAUUUGAUCACAACGUCGGCCGAUCUCUUCAUAUCAGGCUCAAGUACCGCCGUUUCUGAAUAAUCUCAUUAUACCUAGGGAAAGCGGUACGGAAACUGUGGGUUUAAGACCGCUGUCAGCCAAUUC